Platichthys flesus (European flounder) is the source of this 2003-nucleotide messenger RNA. Its product is annotated as zinc-binding protein A33-like. The coding region runs from base 176 to 1558 and encodes 460 amino acids. NCBI's taxonomy places the organism in Eukaryota, Metazoa, Chordata, Actinopteri, Pleuronectiformes, Pleuronectidae. The transcript has 2 exons. The record is from RefSeq and is a predicted model, not a curated record. Gene Ontology annotation, molecular function: protein binding; zinc ion binding.
AGCAUCUGUUCCUCCCUGAAGAGACGCAGGCUGAAAACCAGACGAUCACAUUCACCUUCCAAACCAAACUGAACCAAACCAGACCAGACGUCCUGAGUGAGUCCAGCUACAGGAGAGAAGAGUCAAACUACAACCUGCCAACGCUCCACACACUGACCAUUCACCUGGAGACUCAAUGGCUUCAAGAUCAGAAGAGGAUCUCUGCUGUUCCGUCUGCCAUGAUGUCUUCAGAGAUCCUGUCAUUCUGUCAUGUAGCCACAGCUUCUGUAAAGACUGUGUGGAGAGCUGGUGGAAAGACAAAGAAGUAAAAGAGUGUCCACUUUGUAAGAGUAGAUCUUCAAAGCGUAAACCACCUUGUAACCUGGUGUUGAAGAACCUUUGUGAGGCCUUCUUACUGGAGAGAGAUCAGAGCUCUUCACAUGCUCUCUGCAGUCUGCACUCAGAGAAACUCAGACUCUUCUGUCUGGACCAUCAGCAGCCAGUGUGUGUCAUCUGCAGAGAUUCAGAAAAACACACCGGCCACAGAUUCAGACCCAUCGAUGAAGCUGCACAACAACACAAGAAGCAGCUUCAGGAAACUCUGGAGCCCUUGAAGAAGAAGUUACAGAGUUUUAAACAUGUUAAAGUAAAGUUUGAACAAACAGCAAAACACAUUAAGGUCCAGGCCCGACGCACAGGGACGCAGAUCAAGGAGCAGUUUAAAAAGCUUCAUCGGUUUCUGGAUGAGGAAGAGGAGGCCAGGAUGGCUGCACUGAGGGAGGAAGAGGAGCAGAAGAGUCGGAUGAUGUGGAAGAAGAUUGAGGCUCUGAGUAAAGACAUAACGGCUCUUUCAGACACAAUCAGGACCACAGAGGACGAGCUGAGAGCUGAAGACGUCUCGUUCCUGCUCAACUACAAGGCUGCAGUGGAACGAGUCCAGCAGCGCCCCCUGCUGGGUGAUCAACAGCUGGCCUCAGGAGCUCUGAUAGACCAGGCCAAACAUCUGGGCAACCUGAGCUUCAACAUCUGGAACAAGAUGAAGGACGUGGUCUCCUACAGUCCUGUGGUUCUGGACCCAAACUCUGCUCAUCCAGUGUUUGUCCUGUCUGAAGAUCUGAUCAGUUUGAGACUAGGAGAGAAACAGGAGCUUCCUGACAAUCCAGAGAGGUUUGAUCAUUACGCCUUAGUCCUUGGAUCUGAGGGUUUUAACUCAGGGACUCACUGCUGGAACGUCCUGGUUGGAGACAGUACACGCUGGACAGUGGGUGUAAGAGCAGAGCCUGUCCAGAGGAAGGGAGUCAAAGAGUCUGAAUCAUGGAGAAUAAGGUUAUCUGAAGGUAAAUACUCAGCACAGUCACCAUCAGGAUUAUCUGUUCUCUCUGUGGAGAAGAUCCAGAGGAUCAGAGUGAAACUGGACUGGAACAGAGGAGAACUGUCGUUCUUUGAUCUUGAUACCAACAAACACAUUCACACCUUCAUACACACUUUCACUCAGAAGAUGUUUCCAUACUUUAGAACUGGAGGUCACAUGAAGGUGUUACCUGUGAAAGUCUCUGUGAAGCUGGAUCAGAGCCGUUAGAGAUAAAGAUUUUAUUCAUCAUGUUUAUUUCUUCAAGAGAAAUCUGCUGAAUUUAAAAGUUAAACUCGUUAUUCUAAAGAUUUGUUUAUUUCUCCUUUUCUUUCUCACUCAUUUUAAUUUCUCCUGUCGACUUUUCCACGAGUGUAAAAAGAUUUGAUUAUUUUCUGAUCUUUAUCUUUGGUUUGUUUUUUACUUUCAUGGAAAAUGUUUUCUAUCAUUUAGAUUUUGUGUGGAUCCAUGAAGUCGAGCAAACUGAUGAAGAUCCUCAUAAAAACACAUUUAUCGAUAACAGCUGAUCAUUGUUCACAUUCAACAAACUUUAUUAAAACUCACACAUGAGACAUGAUUCAUAUUUAAUCACAUAAAGUCUGUUCACAUAUGAAAUAAUCCAACAUAUAUGAACAAUUGUCUGUUUGAUGUGAUGAAGCCAAAAUGACUCUGUCUG